Messenger RNA from Symbiodinium pilosum, 994 nucleotides. The record is from the annotation of a GenBank genome assembly. NCBI's taxonomy places the organism in Eukaryota, Dinophyceae, Suessiales, Symbiodiniaceae.
AUGUCUGGACUCGCAACAUCAAACCUUUGGCAUUUGCUGCACAUCCUGACCCCUGCGCUUGCAGACGGCAAUGCGUGCUUGGCUGCCAAGGAUUGCGAUCUUUUGGUGGAUGGUUUGCACCUGGACAGCGCAUGGACUGAGGGAAUGUCGCCACUAGAUGCUAUCAGGCAAAGCUUCGCUUGGCCUUUCCUGAAGCUCCUCAGCCUUAGGACACCUCUUCUCCUCGGAGCGGCCAAUGUUGGUCAGCCCUCCAAACGCUGCUUCUGGAACGUGUAUUGGGGCUAUAGAGGAGUGACGCUUUUUGGCAGAGACAAGGGCGGCUUGAGUACUGCAACAGCCCGUUCCGCACUCACCCGCGUGACGGCAAGGUCACAAACGCAUCCGCUCUUCCUCCGCAUGACAAGGAGCCCUUUGCAAAAUGCAGAGGUGGACCUUCAAAGAUGGCGGAUUCUGUUGAUCGAGCGGCGGAUUCCAGCUCGACGCGCGCUUGCCAAUUGCAAUCAAAUUAUUCAGUUGUUGUGCUCAAGGCUUCUUCGCAGACGAGCAAUCGCGGUAUGGAAAGACUUCGCAGACCAGGAGAUGAAGUCAGACGUGCAGCAACAGUGGCAACUGGCGUCCUCGGCAGACAUCCUUAUAGGAGCUCACGGUGCCGGACUUGCCUGGGCAGCUUUCAUGCCAGCUGGCAGCGUAAUGAUUGAGCUCAUGCCGCACAUGCAAGUUCUUCACCAGCAGCUUUGCCGCGUCAAGCCAGGUGAGACAAUCGCAUGGGAUGCAACUCCCAUGUAUGCGUAUGGUGGCUUGUCAGCCUUGAUGGGGCUUCAUCACAUUUGCAUUAUAGGACUUCCCACCGCAGCGUUGCCGUCCAGGCCUUCACUCGGCUUGGAGCUUGGCACAUGGUGGUCAUCGGAUGUUGUCGCCAACAUUUCAGCAUUGAACCAUACCCUCCUGGUGGCCUUGGACCAUUUAGAUGCGUUGGGCCAGACAUACAAUCUUG